Nezara viridula (southern green stink bug) is the source of this 1386-nucleotide messenger RNA. The record is from the annotation of a GenBank genome assembly. NCBI's taxonomy places the organism in Eukaryota, Metazoa, Arthropoda, Insecta, Hemiptera, Pentatomidae.
AUGCGUCAUUUCAAUAAUAAAAUGGAGGGAACAAAAGUCGAAGAAGAUGGUCCUUCUUAUUUUAGGGCAUACCUGACUGCCCUCACUGUCACGAUCCUCAACUUCUCCACUGGCGCAGUGAUGGGUUGGUCUUCUCCCAUCCUCCCUAAACUCAACCUGACCACUCAUGAGCAAAGUCUUGUCGGAUCUCUGUAUUCCCUCGGAGCAGCUCCUGGACCAUUCAUCAUCACUUUUGGUAUAGACACCAUCGGCAGAAAGGGCAUGAUCUACGUACUCUGGGCUUCUUUUAUGAUUUCCUGGAUCAUCAUGAUCUGUUCUCAAAAUCUGUACGUUAUCUACAUAGCGAGGCUGAUCGGGGGUCUGGGUGUCGGAGGUGCAUGUUCUGGCAUACCAGUCUUCAUCGCAGAAUUAGCACUUCCAGAAAUUCGAGGCCGCCUGGGCACAUUGACUGGUCUUUCUUUUUCCGUCGGAAUUCUCAUAAUGUACGGGGUCGGACCUUACGUCACCUACACAACUCUGGCAAUAUUGGGUGUCGGGUUGGCUGCCAUUUUCGUAGUCUUCUUCUACUUCGUUCCGGAGUCACCCUAUUACUACUGUAAGAAAGGUAUGAGGAAGGAAGCCGAAGAAGCUCUUCAAAAGUUGAGGGGAUACCGUACUCGAGAGAAGCUUGAAGAAGAACUUGCAGAAAUCGAGAAAACAAUCCGUUUAGAUGAAGAGAAUGCCGUCGGUUUCUGGGAAGCGAUCAAGCAGCCAGUUGCUAUAAAGGCCAUCUGUCUCGGAAUACUGGUUGUGACGAUCCAGCAAUCCCAAGGAGGAAAUCCUCUAGGGGCCUACAACCAGAUCAUUUUCGAGAACGCCAAGCUCAACUUCCCGGCCAGUACAGUUCCGGUCAUCAGUUUAUUAGUUGGAGUGGUCUUGUCACCUCUACCAGUACUGUUGGUCAACAAGGUGAUGGGAGUAAAAACUGCUGUCAUCAUAUCUGGCAUUGGGACAAGUGUUUUCUUGGCUCUCCUCGGUCUGUACUUCUACCUGAUUAACAGCGGUGGAGUCGACUUGUACGAUUACAGUUACAUUUCUGUAGUCUUUCUACUUCUGUUGAAUUUAUUUAAUGGUCUUGGAGUGGGGAUAUUGACGUGGCCGAUCGUUGCCGAAAUCCUGCCACUGUCAGUGAAGGGGAUCGGGACUGGAAUAUGCGGGUUCAUCAGCUCUCUCGUCGGCUUCCUCUUCUUGGCGGUCUAUCCUAUCGUCGCCGAAAAUUAUGGAUAUUCUACAAACUUCUUCGGGUUCGCAAUUUUAUUAUUGAUACUGAUUGCAAUAUUCAAGUUCACCGUACCUGAUACAACUGGAAAGACCCUGCAAGAAAUUCAGGAAAUGCUGGCAAAAUGA